This is a messenger RNA of Fusarium keratoplasticum, 2139 nucleotides long. RefSeq lists its product as uncharacterized. NCBI's taxonomy places the organism in Eukaryota, Fungi, Ascomycota, Sordariomycetes, Hypocreales, Nectriaceae. Gene Ontology annotation, biological process: nucleosome assembly; DNA replication-dependent chromatin assembly. Gene Ontology annotation, molecular function: protein binding. Gene Ontology annotation, cellular component: nucleus; CAF-1 complex. The record is from RefSeq and is a predicted model, not a curated record. The transcript has 4 exons. The coding region runs from base 1 to 2139 and encodes 712 amino acids.
AUGAAAGCCACGCCCCUCAUCAUCAAUUGGCACGACCAGAACGCUCCGGUCUAUUCGGCUCACUUUGAACCAAAUGGAAAAGGACGUCUCGCUACCGCUGGUGGUGAUAAUCAUGUGAGAAUAUGGAAAGUUCAGGUGGAUGGCGAGGAACGAAAAGUCGAGUAUCUCUCGACACUCUCCAAACAUAACCAGGCUGUCAAUGUUGUCCGCUGGGCCCCCAAAGGCGAACUACUCGCCUCUGCCGGCGACGAUGGCAACGUGAUACUCUGGGUUCCGACCGAAACGCCUCAGAACAAUUUCGGAUCCGAAGCUUCAGAUGACAAGGAGUCGUGGAGAGCCAAGCAUAUGUGUCGUUCUAGCGGUGCCGAGAUUUAUGACUUGGCCUGGUCUCCCGAUGGCGUCCACUUCAUCAUUGGCAGUAUGGAUAACAUAGCGCGAAUCUAUAAUGCCCAGACAGGAACGCUGGUUCGCCAAAUCGCCGAGCACAGUCACUACGUUCAGGGCGUUACCUGGGAUCCUCUGAACGAGUAUAUCGCUACACAGUCGUCCGAUCGAUCCGUUCAUAUUUACUCUUUGAAAACAAAGGACGGCCAAUACACCCUAAGCCAAGAUGACAAGACUCCCAGGCUCGCAAGCCACAUCAAGGCCGACCUACCCCCUCGACGCAUCUCUUCCAGCAGCCCUGCUCCUCCUGACUUCGGCCACCGCUCCUCGCUCGCCGUUCUCGACUCUGCCCCCUCCGUUGGGUCGCCAGUUCCUUCUGCGCCGGGCACACCAACCUCGUUUGCCCUUCCCAUGAACCCUCCAAGCGUCGUGAGCCACAGCCGUCGGUCUUCCUUUUCCUCUCGCCGAUCCGUAUCCCCGGCCCCCUCGAUGCCGCUACCAGCUGUCAUGCCGAUGGAUCCUUCGCCGAAGCCGUCGUCAACCAUCAGCGCUGGUUUGGGAAUGAAGAAUGCCAACCUCUACGCCAACGAGACCCUGACUUCGUUCUUUCGACGACUCACGUUCACGCCCGAUGGGAGCCUGCUCCUGACUCCAUCUGGGCAGUACCAGAAUCAGCACCAGGCCGAAAAGGAUGCAAAGCCGACGUACGAGGUGAUCAACACUGUCUAUAUAUAUACCCGAGGGGGCAUCAACAAGCCUCCCAUCGCCCACUUGCCAGGCCACAAGAAGCCGUCUGUGGUAGUAAAGUGUUCUCCCAUAUUCUACACUCUACGCCAGUCUCCGCCCACUACGAGAAAUAUCACCAUUGAUACAUCAUCCGCUGAGGAGCCCAUUCCGUCUCUUCCUGAACCUCUCUCGAAGCCCUCCCCAGCUCCCUCCGUAAUGGACCCGCCCCCUCCACCUGCAACCGCAACAAGCGAGUCAAAGAGCUCAAACCUGGAAGUGAACUCAUCUACCCCUGGCCCUAGGCCUGCCUUCUCACUGCCAUAUCGCAUGGUAUAUGCGGUAGCUACUCAGGACUCGGUACUGCUGUAUGAUACUCAACAAAAGUCCCCUAUUUGCGUCGUGAGCAAUCUCCACUGCGCUACCUUUACCGAUCUUGCAUGGUCAAGCGAUGGUCUAACUUUGAUGAUAUCAUCUUCCGAUGGCUUCUGUUCUUCUCUAUCCUUCGCAGCUGGCGAAUUAGGCGAGGUCUUUAAGGGCGAGAUUCCUCGAGCCAAGUCCCAGACAACUGUGUCGUCAUCAAAUCAGAAUACCCCUAUACCAACACCGACGACCAGUUUCGCGCCCCCGUCGCCGUUUCCAAACGGCUCACAUCACCAUCAUCGCAAUUCGGCAAGCUCUUUCACGGCUCCAUCACCGCCUCCGUCUGCUUCGCUCGCUUCUCAACGCCCAUCCUCUCCAGCGAGGUCCAAUUCGACAUCGUCGAUUGCAACCAUUACGACCCAGUCAAGCACUGUGCCCACGGGCGUGAUCAGCAACCCUACCCUCAUUGCUGGAAGCGUCCCAGGAAUUGCAGCAGCAAACUCGGGUAAGGUGACGGGGGUGCCUAUGACAACACCUCCGGAGACGCCACGGAGCACCACAGGCAGUGUUGCGGGUACCAAGCGAGAUACGAGCGAGGGUGAAAGAGAGGAGAGCAAAGAGCCCAAGAAGAGGCGAAUUGCACCAACUCUGGUUGAUCCCAAGGCUUAG